GGGCGGGGGCGGAACGCCGCCCGGCCGCGGGUCGGGCCCUGUGUCAGCAGCCCAGCAGACGCUCUUGGGGGGGACAUGGCGGGCUGUGUGGCCCGGCGGGCCCUGGCCGUGGGCAGCCGCUGGUGGUCCCGGUCGCUGACUGGGGCCCGGGGGCCAAGGCCGCUCUGUGCGGCGGGUGGAACUGGGGCCUUCUUACCAGCGGCGACCACGACGCGGAGGCACCUCUCGUCCCGAAACCGACCAGAAGGCAAAGUUUUGGAGACAGUUGGUGUGUUUGAGGUGCCAAAACAGAAUGGAAAGUAUGAGACGGGGCAGCUUUUCCUUCAUAGUGUUUUUGGCUACCGAGGUGUCGUCCUAUUUCCCUGGCAGGCCAGGCUAUAUGACCGGGAUGUGGCUUCUGCAGCUCCAGAAAAAGCAGAGAAUCCUGCUGGCCACGGCUCUAAGGAGGUGAAAGGCAAAACUCACACUUACUAUCAGGUGCUGAUUGAUGCCCGAGACUGUCCACAUAUAUCUCAGAGGUCUCAGACAGAAGCUGUGACUUUCUUGGCAAACCAUGAUGACAGCCGGGCCCUCUAUGCCAUCCCAGGCCUGGACUAUGUGAGCCAUGAAGACAUCCUCCCCUACACCUCCACUGAUCAAGUUCCCAUCCAGCACGAGCUCUUUGAAAGAUUUCUUCUCUAUGACCAGACAAAAGCACCCCCCUUUGUGGCUCGGGAGACACUACGGGCGUGGCAAGAGAAGAAUCACCCCUGGCUGGAGCUCUCCGAUGUCCAUCGGGAAACAACCGAGAAUAUCCGUGUUACUGUCAUCCCCUUUUACAUGGGCAUGAGGGAAGCCCAGAAUUCCCACGUCUACUGGUGGCGCUACUGUAUCCGCUUGGAGAACCUUGACAGUGACGUGGUACAGCUCCGGGAGCGACACUGGAGGAUAUUCAGUCUAUCUGGCACCUUGGAGACAGUGCGAGGCCGAGGGGUGGUGGGCAGGGAACCAGUGUUAUCCAAGGAGCAGCCUGCGUUCCAGUACAGCAGCCACGUCUCCCUGCAAGCUUCCAGUGGGCAUAUGUGGGGUACGUUCCGCUUCGAGAGGCCUGAUGGCUCCCACUUCGAUGUCCGGAUCCCUCCCUUCUCCCUGGAAAGCAAUAAAGAUGAGAAGACACCACCCUCAGGCCUUCACUGGUAGGCCAGCUGAAGCCCUGAGUGGCCAGGCUCAGUCCCCAAAGAACAGCUCUCAUCCUACAAUUGCUGCAGAACUCUCUCCAUCAUGGGCCACCAUGGGUCUCUUAAUUGUUUGCGCCAUUUGAAUAUGGGGUUCUUUUUUUGGUGGGUGGGCUAUAACUGUUUUUCUCCAGAAGACCCAUGUAGGACUCCUCCAAGGUUGGCCUCCUCUGUAAGCCCUGCCUACACUGUGUUCCAGUAGACCUUUCCACCAGGAACUCUGUGUUCAGCUGCCACAGGCCUGGAGGAGUUUCCUGGUCUGUCACACAAGUUGUUUGGAAUGUGAGGUUUGGUAAAUAAACCAGUGCACGCUUGGCCACCCUUGCCAUUUUUGCCCCCAGGGUCUCAGGCUCCAUUUUUGACCCAGUGGGGGCCCUUGAUCGCUUUCCUUGCUCUCCUUCCAGGAAGCUCCCCCUUUCACUAGGGUAUAUAUUUCCCUUCUGAGGGUUGGGGUUGGCUAGACAUCUCCCAGGGUCACUGUGUCGCUCAGUCAGUGAGGUGGGGGCUGGGCUGGACUCCUGUUCUCUUCUUUACUUCUGCCAAGUGCAGAGUGAGAGGCCAACAUCAGGGUCAGAGGAGUGGCCUGGCUUUUUUUUUUUAAUUAAUCCUCACCGGAGGGUAUUUUUUCCAUUGAUAUUUAGGGAGAGUGGGAGGAAGGAAACAUCGAUGUGGAUAUACAUUGAUUGGAUGCCUCCCACGCGUGCCUGGCCAGGGCCAGGGAUCAAACCUACAACCCAGAUAUGUGCCCUUGCCCCAGAACUGAUCCUGUGACCUUUCUGUGUGCAGGCCAGUGUUCUAACCACUGAGAAACAUUGGCCAGAGAUGGCCUGGCUCUUAGUGCUGGCCAACCAUUUCUGGCCUCACUGGGCCUGGCAGGGGAAUGAGGCAAGCAACCGUUUCCUGGAGCAAUGGGCUUGCAAGCCACGAGCACAGAUUUGUCUUCAGACUACAAAUGCAGAAAUUCAACCAACAAGUGUAAAAUACCUGAGGCACUUUAGGUAUGGGUGGUGACUAAGCUAAGCUAUUUUCUGAGCUUUUCACAGAUCUCCAAGAGCCAGAGAUGAAAUAUGCUGCAUUUUGCCCUGAUUCUUAGGGUUCCUGCUCCCCUGCUACUAUAGUGAUUGUUAAAGAGGUCAUUUUAUUCUUGAAUUAAUAUUAAAUCAGUUCCAGCCCUAA
Molecule: messenger RNA, 2390 nt
Organism: Molossus molossus (Pallas's mastiff bat)
Lineage: Eukaryota; Metazoa; Chordata; Mammalia; Chiroptera; Molossidae
Gene: POLDIP2
Product: DNA polymerase delta interacting protein 2
Exons: 11
Coding region: 76-1179 (367 amino acids)
Biological process (GO): error-free translesion synthesis
Cellular component (GO): nucleus; mitochondrial nucleoid
Molecular function (GO): DNA binding
Source: RefSeq, a predicted model, not a curated record